This is a messenger RNA of Cololabis saira (Pacific saury), 2269 nucleotides long. Its product is annotated as 5'-AMP-activated protein kinase subunit gamma-2-like. Bases 248 to 2269 code for a protein of 673 amino acids. The record is from RefSeq and is a predicted model, not a curated record. NCBI's taxonomy places the organism in Eukaryota, Metazoa, Chordata, Actinopteri, Beloniformes, Belonidae. The transcript has 18 exons.
GGGUGAAGCUGCUGUGGGCUGGUGGGUGUGGUGUAGCUGCCUCUGGUGACUUAACCUCAAAACGGGAAAAGAAGUGAUUCAGCUUCUCCGCCAGCGGAGCAUCACCGUCGACAGCAGUGAGGUUGCUGGAUCUGUAGUUAGAGAUGUGCCGUACUCCCAGCCACACCUGUCUGGAGUCGCUGCUCUGAAAGCAGUCCUCAAUCCUCGGAUGAUGUGGAACGAUGAUGUGGAACGAUGAUGUGGAACGAUGAUGUGGAACUAUGAUGUAGAGGACCUGAGUGUCUUCACAAUGCCCUUCCUGGAUGGGGAUCCGGGUCAAGCGGAGAGAGACUGCAGCAGGAAGAGGGAGCCUCAGUGCCGCUCCGCCAGCCCCACCUGGAGCUUCUUCCACCGGGCUUCGAGCAGCCGGCCCUCCAGCCCCCACUCCGCCCCGCCCAGAACCUCCAGCUCCCAGACCAGUCCCAGCUCCCCGAAAACCAUCUUCCACUACCAGACUGGACUCCACCACCAAGACUCGCCACCCAAGUCUCCUCGCAGGCUCAGUUUCAGUGGGAUCUUCCGGUCAGCGUCCAAGGAUUCAAACCAGCAAACAUCAUCGCCUGUCAGCAUCAAAUUGUUCUCCCGGAACAAAAGAGACAAGGCCAGAGCCCACAGCUUGUGCUCCCCUGCGCCCCCUCCCGGCCCGUCCGCCCUCCCCCGUCAGGACGAGGUGACCGUCUUCCACCUGGAGACGUACCUGAAGGAGCCGCAGCGUCCCGAGACCCGGAGGUUACGCUCCUUCUCCUCCCCCCCGGACACGGGACCGCGCUGCUCCCACCCGUCCUCCUCCUGCCGGCUGCCUCUUCCUGGCUCUCCUCCAAUCAGGCGUCUGGUGGAGGUUGCCGGUGCCACGCCGGAGCAACCGGACCCCGACGAUGCCGCGUUGGAGGAGUCGGAGAGAGACAUCUACAUGCGCUUCAUGAAGUGUCACAAAUGUUACGACAUCAUCCCCACCAGCUCCAAACUGGUGGUGUUCGACACCACGCUGCAGGUGAAGAAAGCGUUCUUUGCUCUGGUGGCGAACGGCGUACGAGCUGCUCCGCUGUGGGAGAGCAAGAAGCAGGGCUUUGUGGGAAUGUUGACCAUCACAGACUUCAUCAACAUCCUGACCAGAUACUACAAGUCACCCAUGGUCCAGAUCUACGAACUGGAGGAACACAAGAUCGAGACGUGGAGAGAGCUGUACCUGCAGGAGACCUUCAAACCUCUGGUCCACAUCUCCCCUGACGCCAGUAUCUUUGAGGCCGUGUACUCCCUGAUCAAGAAUAAGAUCCACCGCCUUCCUGUCAUCGACCCCAUCAGCGGGAACGCCCUCUACAUCCUGACGCACAAGAGGAUCCUCAAGUUCCUGCAGCUCUUUGUGUGUGAGAUGCCCAUGCCAGCCUUCAUGAAGCAGACUCUGGAGGAGCUGAGUGUGGGGACGUACUCCCACAUCGCCUACAUCCAUCCUGACACGCCGCUCAUCACAGCGCUGUCCGUGUUCACGCACCGCCGCGUCUCCGCCCUGCCCGUCGUGGACCACAGCGGGAGAGUGGUGGACAUCUACUCCAAGUUCGACGUCAUUAACCUGGCGGCUGAGAAGACCUACAACAACCUGGAUGUGACGGUCACUCAGGCUCUGCGGCACCGGUCCCAGUACUUUGAAGGAGUGGUGAAGUGCAACAAGCUGGAGACUCUGGGGACUAUCGUGGACCGCAUCGUGAAGGCUGAGGUUCACAGGCUGGUGGUUGUGGAUGAAGAGUCUCAUAUCGUUGGCAUCGUGUCCCUGUCCGACAUCCUGCAGGCGCUGGUCCUGAUGCCGGCAGGUCUGAAGAGGAAGGAGUCCAUCCCCUGUCCGGCCCCUGUGGUGGACUCCUCUGGGCUGGAGACAGAACCUGGAACUGGACCAGAACCAGAACCAGAACCAGAACCAGAACGGGACCAGGGCCACGAAGAGGAGCCUCAAAUCAACCCUGAACCGAGCCAGGACCCGGAGACCAGGACCAGGAGUCCUGCACCUGCACAGAGCUGCCAGCAGGGGGAGACAGAGGGGGAGGGACGGGAGGAGGAGGGGCUGGCAGGGAGAGCUCCACCAGAACCUGGACCAGAACCUGGACCUGAUCCUGAUCCUGGAACCCAGAACCGCCGACGGAUGGCAGCCUCUGAUUGGUGGAGAGAGCUUUACUCUCUGGUGGAGGGCGGUGCUCGUCCACCGCUCAGCGCUGCAUUUGUAACCUUUCAUACUUUGUAG